GCGGUCAUGGGUAUGUUGAGAUUGGUCAGUGUCACGUGGUUGUACCCCAUAAGAGCCUGUAGAUGUAAUAAUUACCGGUACCGUAGCAUGGAAUGUCGGGCUUUAGUAUAGUAUUAGCUUCUUCCUCCCUUUUCGAGACAUGUUUUUAGCGAAAAGAGCCCAUGAGGUGUUGCUUCGCCUUCUCCUUUUCCCAGCAGGCUCUGGGGGCCUCCCACGUCCUAAUGCAUCAGAAGUUCUAACAGAGCACCUUUUGCAGCGGAAUUUACCUCCCUGGACUUCCUACUGUGUUAGGUACAGCUCUGUUUCCAAUGACCAGUUUGCUCUGUCCAACUUCAACUGGGACGUGAAAGGGACAAAUUACCAUAUCCUCCGAACAGGCUGCUUCCCAUUCAUUAAAUAUCACUGCUCCCGAGCUGCCCCCCAGGACCUGAGGCUCCACAACCUUUUUUUCACGGCACUCAAAGCCAUAAAUCUAGGCAUCCCGACACUGAUGUAUGGUUUGGGGUCCUGGCUGUUUGCCCGAGUCACUGAGACUGUCCCAACCAGCUGCGGGCCAGUGACUAUCUACUUUCUCAUCAAGGAGGACGAAGGAGCCUUGUUCUGAGAUAGACUGCAACAUGGUUCUCUAACCUUCUGUUCAAGUUGUCCCUUGGCACCUUCAUUUCCAUUUCACUCACCUUCAGUCCUACCCGCCACCUCACAUUUCUUUAGUGCGUACUUUCACUUUCCCCUUUCGUUUUCCUUCCAUUUCGGUCUCAUUCUAUCCCUUUUCCAUAUUUCCACAAGAACUAACGAGUAUCAAAUAGGUUUCUGCCCUUUUGCUAGAACAUAUUUAUUUUAGUAACAUGUUUGACAAAUGUAAAUGAAGGCUAUUCUUCUUAUUUAA
Molecule: messenger RNA, 886 nt
Organism: Xenopus laevis (African clawed frog)
Lineage: Eukaryota; Metazoa; Chordata; Amphibia; Anura; Pipidae
Gene: c3h15orf61.L
Product: chromosome 15 open reading frame 61 L homeolog
Exons: 3
Coding region: 140-604 (154 amino acids)
Source: RefSeq, a predicted model, not a curated record